AUGGAGCGCAUCAGUAGCUUCUACAGCCUCGAACACCUGGUGACCACUCUAGAUGAGCAGGGCGUGCCCGAGGAGUACAUAUGCCCCAUAACUCAAGAUUUUAUGCGCGACCCGUGCAUCGCUGAGGACGGACACACAUACGAGCGAGCGGCGAUCGAGGAGUGGCUGGGGCGGCACGGGACCUCUCCCAUCACGCGGGACUACAUCUCAGCGGAGCGCCUGAUGCCGGAUGCCACUCUCCGCAAGAUGAUCGACGAUUUCCUGGGCGAGAAGCGACAGUUGCUCCUUUCCCAGCGGGAGCGUGAGAAAGGGUCGCGACUGUCCUCCGCAGAUCCGGAAACAGACGGACGAUCCGCACCACCUCCGCAGUUCCUUGCUGCCAACCAAGCAGCUCCGCGAGGUGACGACGACGACGACGGCGACGAAGGAGAUGACGAUGACGGCGACGAUGAUUCAGGGCACCCCUACUACGCCAGCGGAGGAGCCAAGGCCGAACGCGCGCCUCUCAUGGGCCUCUCCGCCGAACGCGGUGCGAUGAAAAGGGAGCAGCAGCAAGCACGAAGCAAGCAGAUGUGGAGUGCGCACCACCCUCGACCUACCAAGGCCUCACGAAGCCCGCACCGUGAAGACAUCACGCCGGCCUCCGCGCACGGCGUAGUCAGCCGGCAAGUCUCCACCUCCACCUCCACCACCUCCUCCUGUUGGAUGUGUGUGCUCUACUAG
Messenger RNA from Acanthamoeba castellanii str. Neff, 723 nucleotides. Its product is annotated as Ubox domain containing protein. Gene Ontology annotation, biological process: protein ubiquitination. The record is from RefSeq and is a predicted model, not a curated record. Bases 1 to 723 code for a protein of 240 amino acids. The transcript is spliced from 2 exons. NCBI's taxonomy places the organism in Eukaryota, Discosea, Longamoebia, Acanthamoebidae. Gene Ontology annotation, molecular function: ubiquitin-protein transferase activity.